AUUUUUAAAGCCGAACGGUAAUGAUUCCAGAUCUACCGUAAAACAAAAAAUAAACAGAAUACAACUUUGCAUCAAACUCUGGUUCUUUUAAAAUUCUCAUUCUCUCUCUAAAACACACACUCUCUCUCUCUCUAAAACCGAGGCUACUAGUCUGAGCAGAAUAGCAGUCCUCACUUCUCUGCAAUUCGAGGCCAUUAGCCAUGCUUCUCCAAAAGACCCAAGAAGCGCCAUGAGAAGUGCUCUUUGAACCCCGUAGUUCUUGUUUUUUCCCUCCUUUAAGGAUUUAACCCUAGUAUUUCGAGCAUGAAGGAAAGCAAAUCUUCGAAGCUUCAUGUGCAACAGCAACACCAGCACAAUGGAGACGUUUCCCCAUUCUUUAUGGGUAAAUUGUUAGAUCCAGAAGCUUCAUGGGAUAAGGACCAGCUUGGCGAUGUUUUGCAUUGGAUUAGGCAAGUUGUCGCUUUGAUAUUUGGAUUGCUAUGGGGUGCUAUUCCUUUGGUAGGAGCGAUAUGGAUUGUCGUUUUCUUGGUGCUGUCAUCAGGAAUCAUUUACGGGUAUUAUGCGUUGGUAUUGAAAGUUGAUGAGGAAGAGUUUGGUGGUCAUGGAGCUCUUCUUCAGGAAGGCCUAUUUGCAUCCUUGACCCUCUUUCUGCUCGCUUGGAUAUUGGUUUACAGUUUGGCGCAUUUCUGAUGGGCAAUUCUCUUUUCUCACGAACUUCUGAUGGGCUCUUUUCAGCCAUUCUGGCCGGCAAUUCUCUUUUCUCUUUCAUUUUUCUUUUCUCAUUUAUCAAUUUUCAAUGCCCUUUACAUGUCGAGGAGAAAAUUUGUACGGAGUUUCUUAGCUUGUGUGCUAUCUGUCAUUUAUUUGUCUUGUGACAACAUUCCUUGUAUGAUUUUUACUUGUUAAUACUUGGAUCAAAUUUUAGUAAAAGUAGGAAAGAACAAUUUGGCCCUCUUCA
Molecule: messenger RNA, 958 nt
Organism: Amborella trichopoda
Lineage: Eukaryota; Viridiplantae; Streptophyta; Magnoliopsida; Amborellales; Amborellaceae
Product: Rab5-interacting family protein
Biological process (GO): mitochondrial respirasome assembly
Source: RefSeq, a predicted model, not a curated record